This is a messenger RNA of Symphalangus syndactylus (siamang), 1405 nucleotides long. RefSeq names its product germ cell associated 1 (gene GSG1). The record is from RefSeq and is a predicted model, not a curated record. Gene Ontology annotation, cellular component: plasma membrane. NCBI's taxonomy places the organism in Eukaryota, Metazoa, Chordata, Mammalia, Primates, Hylobatidae.
UCCUGCCCUCAGGACAUCCUCUCCAAUCCACCAUACACCACCUUACCCCUCUGCUGGCAAGAGGGGACCUGAUUUAUCCUCACGCUAAACGCUCAUUCUAUCCAACUGAUUGAGACAGAACAGAAGAUAAACUGAAACUUCUCUGUCUUCCCACUGCAAGAGUGAAUGAGCGAUCCCUCUCAACUGACUCAAAAUGUUUGCCUCACCCAGGAGAUGGAGCUCGCGAAGGCCUUCUCUGGCCAGCGGACACUCCUGUCUGCCAUCCUCAGCAUGCUAUCACUCAGCUUCUCCACAACAUCCCUGCUCAGCAACUACUGGUUUGUGGGUACACAGAAGGUGCCCAAGCCCCUGUGCGAGAAAGGUCUGGCAGCCAAGUGCUUUGACAUGCCGGUGUCCCUGGAUGGAGACACCACCAACACAUCCACCCAGGAGGUGGUACAAUACAACUGGGAGACUGGGGAUGACCGGUUCUCCUUCCGGAGCUUCCGGAGUGGCAUGUGGCUAUCCUGUGAGGAAACUGUGGAAGAACCAGCUAAAGGGGAGAUGGAAGAGGAAUUUAAAAAAUGUGUGUAUUUACAUUUAUAUUUAUUAUUGUGCCACUUAGCACUGCUCCAUCCCCAGUCCUGGAAACAAUUUAGAGCCCUUCGGUCCAGUGGUACAGCGGCAGCAAAAGGGGAGAGGUGCCGAAGUUUCAUUGAACUUACACCACCAACCGAGAGAGAAAUCCUAUGGUUAUCCCUGGGAACGCAGAUCACCUACAUCGGACUUCAAUUCAUCAGCUUCCUCCUGCUACUAACAGACUUGCUGCUCACUGGGAACCCUGCCUGUGGGCUCAAACUGAGCGCCUUUGCUGCUGUUUCCUCUGUCCUGUCAGGUCUCUUGGGGAUGGUGGCCCACAUGAUGUAUUCACAAGUCUUCCAGGCGACUGCCAACUUGGGUCCGGAAGACUGGAGACCACAUGUUUGGAAUUAUGGCUGGGCCUUCUACAUGGCCUGGCUCUCCUUCACCUGCUGCAUGGCAUCGGCUGUCACCACCUUCAACACGUACACCAGGAUGGUGCUGGAGUUCAAGUGCAAGCAUAGUAAGAGCUUCAAGGAAAACCCGAACUGCCUACCACAUCACCACCAGUGUUUCCCUCGGCAGCUGUCAAGUGCAGCCCCCACCGCGGGUCCUUUGACCAGCUACCACCAGUAUCAUAAUCAGCCCAUCCACUCUGUCUCUGAGGGAGUCGACUUCUACUCCGAGCUGCGGAACAAGGGAUUUCAACGAGGGGCCAGCCAGGAGCUGAAAGAAGCAGUUAGAUCAUCUGUAGAGGAAGAGCAGUGUUAGGAGUUAAGCGGGUUUGGGGAGUAGGCUUGAGCCCUACCUUACACGUCUGCUGAUUAUCAACAUGUGCUUAAGCCAA